This is a messenger RNA of Penicillium diatomitis, 1452 nucleotides long. Its product is annotated as NAD(P)/FAD-dependent oxidoreductase. Gene Ontology annotation, cellular component: cytoplasm. Gene Ontology annotation, molecular function: oxidoreductase activity. Lineage: Eukaryota; Fungi; Ascomycota; Eurotiomycetes; Eurotiales; Aspergillaceae. The coding region runs from base 1 to 1452 and encodes 483 amino acids. The transcript has 2 exons. The record is from RefSeq and is a predicted model, not a curated record.
AUGCCUGCCCGAACGCAAGAAUUGCCCAUUCGAGCUGACAACUCGUCUGCUGCGGCAUCUCCCAUUGCGGGGACAUCAAAAUGUCUUCCUUCUCAUAUGCCAGGAGAGACGUUUUGGCAGACAUCACGACACCAUCUGCACGAUCACCGGUCAAGUGAAGAGCUCCCAAGCCAUAGUGACAUUGUCAUUAUUGGCGCAGGAUAUGCAGGUGUCGCCACUGCGUACCAUUUGGUCAAAGACCAUCCCAGCUUGAACAAAUCAAUCACUAUAUUGGAAGCCCGUGGAGCUUGCUCGGGGGCUACUGGACGGAACGGAGGACAUGCCAGACCUGACUUUUACGGUCAUAUUCCCACGUAUAUGGAUCGUGCAGGUGCAGAGGCUGGGGCUGAGAUUGCCGAAUUUGAGAUCCGGAAUCUUCGGGCCCUGAAGAAAACAAUCGAGCAAGAGAAGAUCGACUGUGACUUCACUUUGACUCGUUCAAUUGAUGUCUGGUGCAAUGCGGACUCUGCAUCAAAGGCCAAGGCCGUGUAUGACAGAAUGACCGCCGAAGGGCUGGAGUACAUGGAAGAUGUUGCAUUCUACACAGGGAACGAGGUAGAGGGUAUCUGCGGUGUCAAAGACGCCAAGGCCUGUGCCAGCUUCACGGCCGGCACAAUGUGGCCCUACAAGUUCAUUAUGCGUCUUGUAGAGUUGAUCGUUGACGCUGGCGUGAACCUUCACACUCAUACACCCGCCACGUCAGUAAGCCCUGACGGUGAGGGCGGCUUCAUCAUCGACACGCCACGGGGGAAAAUGCAUGCGAACAAAGUCGUCUAUGCCAACAAUGCUUACGUCUCCGGUAUUCUGCCACAAUACAAGAAGAAUAUUGUUCCGUGUAAAGGCAUAUGCUGCCGAAUCACGGUCCCGGAGGGGGUGACAGCACCUCUUCUCAACAACUCUUACAUCAACCGAACAGAAGACAACGUUCUCUCAUAUCUCAUUCCUCGAGCGGACGGCAGCAUCAUCGUUGGUGGUGCUGCUGCCAUCUUCAAGAAGCAUGAAGAUCAGUGGUACGACAAUGUGGAUGACAGUGUUCUCAUUGAUUCCGCAAAGGAUUAUUAUAACAACUACAUGCAAAGAACCUAUCGCGGGUGGGAAAAUACUGCAGCAAAGAUCGACCAAAUCUGGACAGGCGUGAUGGGAUACUCAUAUGACUCGAACCCUCACAUCGGCGCGGUGCCUGGCGAAAAGGACCAGUACAUUCUCGCCGGCUUUAACGGCCAUGGCAUGCCAGUUAUCUGGCUGUCAGCAAAGGAGCUGGCGCAGAUGAUUGUGAAUGACAUUCCAUUUGAGAAGACAACGAUGCCUCGGCUGUUCCAAACCUCUCAGUUCCGGAUUGAUCGAGCUUUGAAUGGAAAACCUGAAGAUGGGGACAUCCUUGGUUCUGGGAAAUUUGCUGCAACCAAACCAUGA